This is a messenger RNA of Ornithodoros turicata, 2585 nucleotides long. RefSeq names its product protein downstream neighbor of Son-like (gene hd). Gene Ontology annotation, cellular component: nucleus. Bases 210 to 1853 code for a protein of 547 amino acids. NCBI's taxonomy places the organism in Eukaryota, Metazoa, Arthropoda, Arachnida, Ixodida, Argasidae. The record is from RefSeq and is a predicted model, not a curated record. Gene Ontology annotation, biological process: nuclear DNA replication. The transcript has 11 exons.
GUAAAAGAGUCAAAGUGCGUCAUGGCGGGCGAGGCGGGCGGUUUGGCUUGAAUGCUUGAAUUGAGCAUUGUUCUUCGCUCUUGAAAAUACCUAUAUUCCCACAGAUUAUUGGUCUCGAAAGAACUCUUAUUAAUUCAGCGGGACACAUGAACAGUAGUACUGAAGUUUAAGAAAAGUUGGAGCUCGUAGAAGUUACCGGGUUCAGCAUAAUGGAUUCCGGUAUCGCUUCUAGAGAGGGUCAAAAUGAAAAUAUCGAAGGCAACAAGGUAUCGUCACAUCACUGGAUCAAACCCAACGAAGUGCUCCGCCUGCGCAGAGUUGGCAAACGUCGCCUUCAGCCCAGGGCUCUACAACCGGUCGACAUCAACGCGGCGGUUGCCGUGAACACCCUCCGUACUUCAGAAAGUAACGUCAUCAACCCAUUUCGUUGUAGAGCACAAAAGCGUCUACUUCCAGACGACUCUGACCAAUUUCUAGGAAGGACGUACAAGCCGGAUGCCAAGCAGCAGAAGUUGGUCAUCUCUAGAGUUGCAGUUGAUACCUACGAUGACGAAACGCAGCAUUCAGAUACCACACUGAGUCAGUCAAGCACUGCGCAGGAAGGUCACCAUCCCCAGCUCCCUUUAGACUGGACACUGAAGACACGAGUUCGUUUCUUCUCAGCCAAACCUUUUCCCUGGAACGGCAGCCUCAAGACCUGUGAGGAAGCGAGUGGCACAACAGGAUUUGUGCGAGCAAUUGACACUGAUUCUGCCACAUCUGAGGCAUGCACCUUGGACAGUAGUCCACAAGCACGUUUUCACCAGCAAUGCCUGUACUGGAUGCACCCCCACCUACCAUGGCUACGGCUGUUCCCAAGACAGGGCGCCCAGACUCCCCUCGCCUCUCCACAGUUGCCAACAUUUGUUGAUGGACCCGCUCAGAUAUCUCUGCGCAAUGAUUGGAGCCACAGCUUCCGUUCCUUAUACCAGUUACUGAGGGCCAGGCAGUGCCCCUUUUUCUACCUCUGUGCUCCACAGUUCACCACCCUCUUCAGGGCUGCAGGCGUCGGGGGCAUCGCUGACUUGCACGCCCUCCUUACACCUACCACACGGGGCCUGAGGCAAUCGCUACAGGAAGAAGGUAUCCAAUAUCGUAUGCCCCUUUGUGACAGUCAGGAGGAUUCGGACGAAACGCUGGAUGGCCAACAACACGCCCCUACAGAUGCUGAGAGAAAACUUGAAUGUACUCCAGAAGAUGAGCCUGUGUCGUGGUUGGAGAGCCUUGGACUUAGCCAAGCUGACUUCCCGUCGCUCAGUACCAAACAGAGCAGAAUGGAGCAGGAGAGCAAAGAAGAUCGUAGGCCACGUUCGCUCGUUUAUGUGGAACGUGAAAAUGCGCAAGCUCUCUUCAACUUUCUUCUCAACAGCCGCUCGUGUAUUGCGCCAACAGGGCCCCUUGCAGGGAUACCGCCAACUUUACUGGCACCUGUUGCCUUUCAUGGAGCUUCUCUGCGGAGUCUGAAGGUUCGUCAAGGCUUAGUGAAGCAAGGAACCAAUAACCUGCAUGCCAUUGAACUUAAUGGGCCCAUGCUCCCUAGCCACAUGCACGGUCUUUGCACCCUGUUCAGUAGCACUCAGGAAGGGGGUGCGUUCACAGUGAACACAACGCCCCACCAACCGACAGCAGCCUUCAAUGCUUUCCACCCACCACGGAACUAUAGUCCACCGACAGUGUUUGCCACAGAGGCCCUCAAGGACUGUGGCCUUCCAAAACAGAUGGUGCAACAGCUCUGUGCAAAACCAUCUGGCCCACAGCCCACACUAACACACAUCAAAGCAGAAAAUGGAUCAUACGAUCUCCCUCUAGUCUAGCUCUGCGUAAUGUGUGUGGUGGUUCAUUGAAACUGGUAUUGUGCCCUGCAGCGUAUGCAAACACGUUCUGUACUGCAGUAAUUUGCAUGCGAGGUUUGUCAUGCGAUGCAAUGGUAUCAUUUGAAGUGCAGUCACAGACAGUCUACGGUGUAUGAUUUGUUGUUGGGUAGACAUCAUUUGGUAGACACCCCUGUGAAUGUAGGGGUGCAUUAAUUGUUUACAAAACACAAGAUAAUGGAGGAACAUAAUUAAUUAUGCUGCUUUUAUGUUCUCAGGUGUCAGGAAUCAUGUACCUAAUGCUUCACUGUUGCUGGAUUUUAGAGUGUAGAUAGCAUGAAACAUUUGUAUACUCUACUCUUCAUGCAUCAACCCAUAGUGAGUGUCCAUCUGUCAUAAGUGCUUGUCUGCCAUCUUCACAUAUUACUUCAUUUCAUAUGUAUCAUGGCUGCCUCAUUUGCUUAUGGUCAACAUCUCUUCCACUUUAAAUGUUAUCAGCAAGAUAUUAGAUAAAAUGCUGAUGUUCUUAUUGCUUUGUUUUCACGGAUCGAUUCGUAUCCAUUUCAUACACAUGUAUAGCAUCUACGGGGUAAUAUGGUUCAGUAUUUUACCAAUGUCAUGUUUAUGUAUUGUAAUUGUGUGAGAAUUUUAUCGCAUGGGUCAUGUCAUCCUGGAAAAAUGACGCAGGCCUCCUGGUACAAAUUCAACAUGAUUAAAGGCAGUGCAUCCUGAAAA